Molecule: messenger RNA, 432 nt
Organism: Schizosaccharomyces japonicus yFS275
Lineage: Eukaryota; Fungi; Ascomycota; Schizosaccharomycetes; Schizosaccharomycetales; Schizosaccharomycetaceae
Exons: 1
Coding region: 1-432 (143 amino acids)
Source: RefSeq, a predicted model, not a curated record
AUGACUUCCUCUCAUCCGUCGACGCCUCCGUCGACGUUGAAAAGACACCGGCCGGAAAUGCUGGCUGAGUACCCAUCCAUGCAUUUUGAAAGCAAUGUGCUGACUUCUCCUGGAAGUCCUACGGCAGCUUAUUCCAGCACCGUUACGUCUUUUGACCAAAAUACUUGCCUAACGGAUGCUACUGAUGUUGAAAUAGCUGGACUUGUGGACGACGAAGACAGCACAGUUCAUUUCAGCGACAGUGAACGCCGUAGUUAUUCAUCAAUCUCUCAAGCAAAUCCAGCCAGUACGCUACGAAACACAGGCGAAUCAUUUCUCAAUAUUGUUUGUCAGAUGCAAGCUCACCUCGAGGAACUCACCAAAAGCCACGAAACUGCUCUUCAUAGAAUUGACGCCCUGGAAAAAGAGGUUUUACGUUUAAAACAAAGGUGA